Pieris macdunnoughi is the source of this 513-nucleotide messenger RNA. The record is from the annotation of a GenBank genome assembly. NCBI's taxonomy places the organism in Eukaryota, Metazoa, Arthropoda, Insecta, Lepidoptera, Pieridae.
AUGACUGGAGUGGAUGAAAUCCUAAAUUAUCAAAAAAACCCUGACGACGAUUUUUAUGGGCUGCUAGGAUGCGACGAAAGCUCCUCGGUUGAACAAAUAAAUGCGGAAUAUAAAGUGCGAGCCUUGCAAUACCAUCCUGACAAAAAUGCUGGAGAUAAAGAUGCUGAGGCGAAGUUUCAAAAAUUGAAGGAAGCAAAGGAGACCCUUUGUGACCCCUCAAAGAGGGCUUUAUAUGACAAGUGGAGGAUGAGUGGAAUCUCAAUGGGAUACAAACAGUGGUUUGGGAUGAAAGACCACAUUCAACAGUCUAUGCAUUGGUCCAAGCCUAACACCAAGGAUCGUAUGUUGGAAGAUGACUCUGGUCGUGCCUCAGGACCAUCCAGCCUGGGGCCAAGCAAUGCUGCUGCCAGGCGGGCAUCUGAAGGAGGAGCUAAUCUUUGGGGACGGUGGGGAGGUGGAAACCAAGAACCACCAACUGAAGUUAUCUCUAAAUUCCGCAAUUAUGAAAUCUAA